AAGUCAUUGUGUUGUCCUCCUUCGGUCGAGCCGCAGACGCUCCAAAAUGCAGCAUCUUCUUUUAUCCGUUUUCCUGGCGUCCCUGUUGAAAAUCUGCUCAGGGGCAGAUUGGUGCUAUCAGUCUCAGUUCACCUGUGAAAACCAUUGUAAUGCCCCAGAAAAGUGGGAUCAUGCCAACGGAGCAUGUGCAGGAAAGAAACAGUCUCCCAUCAACAUUGUGACCAGGAAGACCAUCCCAGACGACCAUCUGACACCUUUCCAAUUCUUCAACUACCAGGAUGUCUUCAGGAGCGUCAUUAAGAACAACGGCCACUCCGUUCAGGUGGUCAUCCCCAUCCAGGCCAAGGUGGAGGGUGGAAACCUGGUUAUGCCUUACAAGGCCGUGCAGUUCCACCUGCACUGGGGGAAGAACGGAGGACCAGGCUCUGAGCACACCAUCGACGGAGAACAGUACCCCAUGGAGCUGCACAUAGUUCACAUGAAGCAACAUUACACAUCCCUGGGAGACGCACUGAACGACCCGACUGGAGUUGCAGUACUUGGAUUUUUCUAUGAGGAAUCCAUCAGUGUCAACAGAAAAUAUGAGCCAAUCAUAAAUGCCCUGAGUAACAUCCGAGACACAAGUGCCAACACCACUCUGGGCCCAAUCUCCCUGGACCAACUGAUCCCACCUCGCCAGAACCUGACCAGUUACUACCGCUACAUGGGCUCCCUGACCACGCCGGGCUGCAGCCAGGCCGUGGUCUGGACUGUGUUCGAGAAACCCAUCCCUAUCAGCAAGAGCCAGCUGCAGGUGUUUUCUGAGCUGAAGUUCCAUGAUGGGAAGCCCAUGGUGGGGAACUACCGGCCCAUUCAGCCCCUCAACGGACGCCCGGUGUACCGGUCGGGAGGCACCGUGGUUUUAGCUAGCGUUGCCGUUAUGCUAACCUCUGUGGCCAUGGCGACGGGACUGGCCCAGCCCAACUAGAGAAUAGCAUUUUGUCUCCGCACCGCGACUUGCAUGAACACGAUGAGUUCUCAAACUAACCAAUCAACCAACAGACUAAACUCCUGCACUAUCAGCCAUGCCCUAACCACAGACACAUCAGCCUCCAACACCACCAGCAUGCUCAUAAAGACCCACAGGAUGUGGUUCACCAGCCCUCAGCCGUCCUCGUCAAGUGCCAGGUAAAUGUAGUUCAUCUCGGUGUCAAUGUAAACGUGAUCCUUCGUUGAUCCACCUUGCUCAGGUGACAACUGUUCUGGUCACCGAAGCCAAUCAUUGACCUGCCACGUGAAGUGCUUUCCAAUGGAA
Hypomesus transpacificus is the source of this 1294-nucleotide messenger RNA. It is a transcript of the gene ca4a, whose product is annotated as carbonic anhydrase IV a. The coding region runs from base 47 to 967 and encodes 306 amino acids. NCBI's taxonomy places the organism in Eukaryota, Metazoa, Chordata, Actinopteri, Osmeriformes, Osmeridae. Gene Ontology annotation, molecular function: zinc ion binding; carbonate dehydratase activity. Gene Ontology annotation, cellular component: plasma membrane. The transcript has 8 exons. The record is from RefSeq and is a predicted model, not a curated record.